Molecule: messenger RNA, 234 nt
Organism: Symbiodinium pilosum
Lineage: Eukaryota; Dinophyceae; Suessiales; Symbiodiniaceae
Source: the annotation of a GenBank genome assembly
AUGCUCGUAAUGACAGGUUGCUACUCCUGUGGCAAGCUCAUCGGCAACAGGUGGGAGAAGUACCUCCAGAUGCUGCAGCGAAAGUCAGAAGAGCAAGAAAUUCAAGACAGGGACGACCCCGAGAAUCGAUCCCGGCCGAAAACAGCUCCCGAGAAGGAGGUGCUCGACGAGCUCGGCUUCACACGGUACUGCUGUCGACGAAUGAUGUUGACGCACGUCGACCUGAUAGAGAAG